CAUGAUGACAAAUUAACUGGCAAGUUGAGGCGCCAGUGUUUUAAUUUGUUUGGCUGGAUCGCUAGGCCUACUAGAAAAAUAUAGAUCUAGAUCUAGAUCUAGGCUAGUUAGUAGUAGAGAUCUAGUAUCCAAUAUCUAGAUUCUAGAUUUCUAGAGAAAGAAGGCUCUGCACUGACGGACCCAACUCUCCUAACUGACGACUGACGGAGGCUACUGACGGGCCUCGCACGGCAAUGCAACGGCAAGGGGAUGAGGGUUCAUCAGCGAUGGACUUGAACCAUGAGCAAAGACUCAAAGCAGCUACUUAUUACAGUAUCAAGCAAAUUUCCAAAGAAGUUGAAGAGGACAUGGAAGUUUCUUUCAACCCUCAGAUCCUUGCUUUGUUAAAUGAGAGCCUUCACAGACAGACGGAAUCGUGGGCCAUUGAUCUGGAAAACUUUGCCAAACAUGCCAAGAGAACUGAUGUCAAUUUGGCUGAUGUGCGUUUGCUUGCACGACGUAAUAAUACACUGCUGGCUCACAUAGACUCACUGAUUGAAGAGAUGAAUGCGACAGAGACGGAAAACAAGCAGCAAAAGGAUGGGAAAAAGGAGCGGGGAAAGAAAAGAAAAGCGACAUCAGAAGUUGAUCCAGAUGAAUGUUGAGGGUCGUUUUUAGAGCUCUUGACGUUUUCACGGUGUAAAAAUUUUACUUUGACAAAAGACAGAUCUGUCCCAGAGUGGAUGGAAUGUUUCUGAUUAGAUAUUUUAUUUUCACUUUCAGAAUGUGUGCAGUGUAUAUUUUCUCACGACAGUAAGUGGUGGAGUGCACCGCCGUUAUGCCCAUCUAUAAUUUUUUGUCUGUCAGUCUCGUUCCCUGAAUUAUGAAUUUUAUGCAGAUCGUUGGCAGAUGUUUUGUGCAAAUAAUGUUCCUGAGUGUAAAAUUGCAUUGCAAAUGUAAAUAGGCCUAUGUUGUUGUACAUUGUUUUGAAUGGUUUUCAUAUAUGAUAUAUGCUGACGUCUGUGUAUCUGCUGAUAAUAAGGGCUGUUUUAUUUUCUCAAAAGGACCCUAGCUUGUAUAUUAUACAAUAAAAUUAAAGGUUGGUGUACAUCA
This is a messenger RNA of Aplysia californica (California sea hare), 1092 nucleotides long. Its product is annotated as centromere protein S. Gene Ontology annotation, cellular component: FANCM-MHF complex; Fanconi anaemia nuclear complex. The transcript is spliced from 4 exons. The record is from RefSeq and is a predicted model, not a curated record. Bases 234 to 644 code for a protein of 136 amino acids. Gene Ontology annotation, biological process: resolution of meiotic recombination intermediates; replication fork processing. NCBI's taxonomy places the organism in Eukaryota, Metazoa, Mollusca, Gastropoda, Aplysiida, Aplysiidae. Gene Ontology annotation, molecular function: protein heterodimerization activity; chromatin binding.